AAACAAUCUGGAGUCAACAUAUUGGUCACCUUGAAAGCUAUUGUAUGCUAUGCGUUCUCUGCAGUGUGAUGGCAGGUUGGAUUAUAAAGACACACUCAGCCCUGCAGACAACUUAACCUGUACUAGUGCAACUGUAACUGUCUGUCAGGAAUAUGGACCCAUACUCCAACAACGAGAGGAAAAACACCUCCUGGACCAGUUCACCUGAGGCUCCUUCCCUCUAGUUACUGCAGUAUCGUCCCACGGAUGGGAUUCAGCAGCUGCCUGUUAACUCUCUGACAAAUGUUUGCUGAAACUGUCCGCCUGAAGAAGCACUAAAAAGACAGGAAGAGGAGAAAGCUUGGUGUUGGCCUGGUGAGACAUCUGGGUGUCUGUGGUUGGAUCUGUAAUCAUGGGGAAGGAGCAGGAUCUGUUGGUGGCCGUGAAGAGUGGAGAUCUUCUCGUGGCGCACAAACUUCUCUCCAAAGUCAAGUGCAACAAAAACAAGCUCCUGGGCUCCACCAAGAGACUCAACAUCAACUACCAGGACUCAGACGGCUUCUCAGCGCUGCACCACGCCGCUCUGACGGGCACCACAGAACUGUUGUCUCUGCUGCUGGAGGCCCAGGCCACAGUGGAUAUCAAGGACAUCAAUGGCAUGCGUCCUCUCCACUACGCAGCGUGGCAGGGCAAAGCAGACUCGGUGUUGUUACUGCUGAGAGCCGGAGCUGCAGUCAACUCCUCUUCUCUUGAUGGACAGAUACCGUUACAUCUCUCGGCUCAGUACGGGCACUACGAGGUGUCUGAGAUGUUGCUGCAGCAUCAGUCUAACCCCUGUCUGAUGAACAAGGCCAAGAAGACACCGCUGGAUCUGGCCUGUGAGUUUGGGAGACUGAAGGUGGCUCAGUUGCUGCUGAGCAGUAACAUGGUGGCAGCGCUGUUAGAGGGGGAGGGAGGAGACGACAACAUGGACGGUCCAUCCCUCACACCUCUCCACCUGGCAGCCAGGAACGGACACAAAGACAUCAUCAAGUUGCUGCUCAAAGCCGGGAUUGACAUCAACAGAAGCACUAAAGCGGGGACGUCUCUGCACGAGGCUGCCCUCUAUGGAAAGACCGAAGUCGUGCGAUUGUUGCUUGAUGCGGGCAUCAAUGUGAACAUACGCAACACUUACAACCAGACAGCUCUGGACAUCGUCAACCAGUUCACCACCUCCAGCGCCAGCAGGGAAAUCAAACAGCUGCUCAGAGAAGCAUCCUGUUCUCUGCAGGUCAGAGCGGUGAAGGAUUACUGGAACCUCCACGACCCGACUGCUCUUAACCUCAGGGCUGGAGAACUUGUUAUGGUCCUGGAGCAGCACUCAGACGGCCGCUGGAAGGGUCACAUCCAUGACAGCCAGCGGGGGACCGAUCGAGUGGGCUUCUUCCCCCCCUCAGUGGUGGAGGUCCUCAGCAGACGAACAGGGGGCACUCUCACCCGCCAAGCUUCAAAACCUCGCCAGCGACAGCACUUUGCAUCCAGAGCUCCUUCCUCAAGCAACAGUCCCGCCCCUCAGUCCGAAGACUCACUUGGCUAUGAUCCCACAGGUGACAGAAACAGUGUUGGCAGCUCGGGCAGUGUGGGCAGCAGCCGCAGCGCCGGCAGCGGUCAGAGCUCGGAGAGCGGACACAAACAGAACGGGACUCAAAAUCGGCAUAACGCUGAAAACGGCAAGAUGGCACCCUCUGCUGGUGAUUUAGGAGAACAUCUCCACACUUUGGGAACGGAGCAAAGCAAACAGGCAGAUGGAACCACAGGUGGUUCCCGUCGGCAGGUAAACGGCACUCCUCAGAAAGGCUUUGUGAGGCCGGAGCACCUCCUGGAGGGCAAGGACGCUGAGGCCAUCUAUCAGUGGCUGUGUGAGUUCCAGCUGGAGCAGUACACGUCCAACUUCAUCAACUCAGGAUACGAUGUUCCCACCAUCAGCAGGAUGACCCCUGAGGACCUCACAGCCAUCGGAGUGACAAAACCGGGACACCGGAAGAAGAUUUCGAUGGAGAUCGGCAAGCUGAGCAUCCCUGAGUGGCUGCCUGAUUACAUUCCUUCUGACCUGGGAGAGUGGUUAAGUGUGAUUGGACUUCCUCAGUACCAGAAGAGAUUGAGUGAAAAUGGAUAUGACUCCAUCACCAUCGUCAAAGACAUCACCUGGGAGGACCUGCAGGAGAUCGGCAUCACCAAACUGGGCCAUCAAAAGAAGCUAAUGUUAGCUGUGAAGAGGCUCUGUGACCUGCAGCGCUCUCGUAACAAUGGCGACAGGGCCGGAGGCGGGACUCUCAGACGGAAGCCCCCAGCUGCUCUGGAGUUGGUGGCCAUCGAACACACACCGACACACAUAGUGCACACUCACAGUCGCUCUGACGCUCCUUCUGAGGACUGCUGCCCCUCCCCUCGCACACCAAGGACACUCCUCUCCUUCCAGGACAGCGAGUUGAGCGCCGAGCUGCAGAGCGCCAUGAUGGGCAGGGCGGGAGGUGGAACUGCAGAGGCAUUCUGCAUCAGGGGUGUGACCUCCGCUGCAGCCAUGUCGGUCAGUCAGGAGAGCAUUAGCAUGCGGUCACGGGGAUCUGGGAAUUCUGGGAAUUCCGGGAACUCAAAUUCAGGAUACCCUCAAGAUCACCAAGCAGCACCGUCAGCGCGGACGUGCAGCCAAUCACAGGAGAGUCUGGGGAGCGGUGCAGGAGAGGAGGCCAAACGUGGAAGAAGUAGUCCUGGAGGGAGAAGUAGACAGAGACCGACAGAGAUGUGGGAGCAGCAGAGUCGAUCUGCUACACCCAACAAACUCCCCUUCUCCCCCCUGACUCCCCCUCUCACCCCCAGCAAGAUGCCCCGUUUCGCCUACCCGGCUGUCCCCCCCAAGGCCAAACACUUCCAGUCUCCGAGCCGCCUCUAUCAGCCUCAGCAACACCCCCCCUCGUCACCGUCCCCGCUGCCCUCCCCCACACAGAAGACAUUCAGUUACCUCCAGGCCCAGACAGGAGGAGUCAACGGGGGUCAGUGGGUGCUCUCCAAACCUCUGCCUGGAGCCGUCCCUGUGCUAGGACCCCGACCAGGUCAGGUCCCAGCUGACGCUGCCCAGAGGGGCCCGCACAAGAAGCGCGCACAAAGCCUGACUCGCUACGCUCUGUCCGACGGCGAGCCGGACGAAGACGACGACCUCGCUCCCCAAAACACCUCAUCUUCCUCUGCAAUGAUGCCCUCUUACGCCACUCUGUCACGCAGGCCAGGACGCGGCCACACCAGCACCACAGGAGCCCAACGCCACAUCAACCGCAGCCACUCGUUCGCUGUGAGAUCCAGACGUAAAGGCCCUCCUCCUCCGCCACCAAAAAGGAUGAGCUCUGUGAGCGGCAGUCCGGCACGCCAACCAGGAAAUGGGAAAGUUACGGAGGCUGAGGUGAAGGGAGGGGUGGAGACGGAGAGCACGGGCAGCGUCAGGAGCAUCGCAGCGCGGCUGGAGGGGAGCAGCAGCAGCGGCGGCAGUCCAUCCAGGAGGAUGGAUAUUCCACCAACAAAUGUCCCCAGUUCACCUGUUUUCAGCCCAGUUUCCGCUCCCAUUCCACAUGUUAUGACUGCUCAUAUGAUCCUACAGAACUCCAAACCCGUCCCUGCGCUCGGAGUGGGGGGUCUGAGGAGGACAGGAAGCGAGAGGACAGAGGAAGAGAAGGUGAGGAAAAGUGAAAGGAUGUCUAAAAGCGCCACACCAUCUCCAAAACACCUCGCUGUCGAGCGCCUCCCGUUCGCAGAAGAAGGAAACCGCACCAUCAAACAGAGACCCAGGACAACAUCCAUCAACCAAUCAGACGCUGAAGUCAAGACUCCUCCAGAGGGUCAGCUCCAGACCCCGAGUAGCCUGGAGCUCCCGGAGUUUAACCUUAAAGAGUCGGACACGGUGAAAAGACGACACAAACCCAAAGACUCGCUGUCGCCCGACGAGGCCACGCCCCCCCACAGAGACGACAGCCACCCGCAUAUCAGGAGCCUCCACCCACAGAGCGACGUCAGUCCGCAGAGCGACGAUGAAUCUCAGAGGCCGGGGAGGAUGUUCCAGAGAGCAGGAUCCAUGGGAAAAGGUCCAAAGCCUCCAGUCUUCUCAAAACCUUCCAGUCCUUUCAAACAAACCCCAAACAGUAGACCAGCAACCCCCCAGAAAAUACCACAAACUAAUGCACCCACAGCCAUUCCUCAACUUACCAGUGUUCAGAUUCACACCGUCUCCCCGAAGCUGGGCGGCAGCGUUCACACACACACAGGUAUAACCAGUCCAAACCUCGGAAGACACUCACAGACAGCGACCCCGAAACCAGAGAGUCCACAGAAAGGUUCAGGUCUUUCAGUGAGACUUCCUCCGUCCGGCUUGGCAUCAGCAGCAGGAACAAACCUCGCCAUGGUCCAGUGUGUCGUGUUCCCCUCUCCGUCCUCCCCGGCUGCAGCACGUUCGUACCCGAACUCUGCAGGGAGAGCGGGGACUCCUCUGACUGGUGUGGCCGGUCUGGAGGUUCUGGCUCAGAAGAGACUGGAGCAGACCAGUACGUCACUGGAGGCCGCUCUGAAAGUGGUGGAGAACAGACUGGCAGAGGGGAGCAGUGUGGGCAGCGGCGACAACACGGUGAAAGCGACGGGGAAUAUCCUGGACGACAUCGGCAGCAUGUUUGACGACCUGGCCGACCAGCUGGACGCUAUGUUGGAUUAACUUUCCCCUCACAGGGUCCAAGUUCUUUCGUCAAGAGGGGCAAAGCCAUUUUAAAAAGUAUAAAAAGUUAUAAAAUCCAGCAAACAGGAGGUGACAGUGAACAUUUGAUGCUGCUGUGAACGACGAGACGAGGCGGCGUCUUUGACUCUGGAUGAAUCGAUGCGUUCACAUCUGAGGAUUUCCUGCACGUCUUCUCCUCGGUGUUACAGAAGUUUUUCAACGCAGCACUUCGCCUCAGGACGCACACCUGGGAAUGUUAUUGGAGCUACACAGACGCUGAGCGAUCAUCUUCCGUGUGUGUGUGUGUGUGUGUGUGUGUGUGUGUGUGUGUGUGUGUGGGUGUGUGUGGGUGUGUGUGUGUGUGUG
This is a messenger RNA of Labrus bergylta (ballan wrasse), 5074 nucleotides long. The record is from RefSeq and is a predicted model, not a curated record. NCBI's taxonomy places the organism in Eukaryota, Metazoa, Chordata, Actinopteri, Labriformes, Labridae.